This is a messenger RNA of Rangifer tarandus platyrhynchus (Svalbard reindeer), 231 nucleotides long. NCBI's taxonomy places the organism in Eukaryota, Metazoa, Chordata, Mammalia, Artiodactyla, Cervidae. The record is from the annotation of a GenBank genome assembly.
AUGAAAACGAGACGAAAACGGCCCGCUCCCAUCAACAAAGCCCGGGACGCCCUCCGCCCCCCAGCUGCUUCCACAAAGAGCUGGAGGAGCUCGGCGCGCAACUGCUGCGGAUUCCGCCCCGAGCGGCGGCCCUGGCAUAUGGCAUCGCCCCAGCGCGGCGCUGACCCUCCCGCCCCGGCGCCGGCACCCCCAGCAGCCUGUCAUGGCAACAGCUGGGGGGCGGGGGCGUGA